Messenger RNA from Durio zibethinus, 2732 nucleotides. Its product is annotated as P-loop containing nucleoside triphosphate hydrolases superfamily protein. The record is from RefSeq and is a predicted model, not a curated record. Gene Ontology annotation, molecular function: ATP hydrolysis activity; ATP binding. Lineage: Eukaryota; Viridiplantae; Streptophyta; Magnoliopsida; Malvales; Malvaceae.
CCAUCCAUUCACUAAUUCAUUUAGAUUCAAUCUCACGGCAUCACUUCAAGUCUCAAGAUACUACCUCAGCCUGAAAAUAAUGCUUGGCUAAUAAUGCUGAUUCAUAAUUAUUGGUCCAUGCUUCUUUCAAUUUUGAAAGCAGAAGAAUUAUUAGAAUCGGCCUUUGAAUAUAAGUGAUUACAUUAUUUUUAAUUUGUAAAGCGUUCUUUAGAUAAAACUGUAAAAUUCAGUAAGUGGCAAUACUUAAAGAUCUGACAUUUUAUAUUAAAGCCUGACUACUAACAAUGUUUCAUUGAAAACAGUGGAUUCUCGUUGGAACAUAGAAGAUCUCAUAGUCUUAGAAACAAGCCAUUAAUCCUAAACUUUGUAUGGACAAUAUCGUAAGAUCCCAUGAAUUAAAACGGACAAUUCCUGUGGACAGCUACACUAUAGCCAUAGAACUUUCAUAACGCUCUGAUCUGAGUUCAGUACUUAAGGUUCUAACUUUAGCUAUUUGGGUUUCCAAAAGGUCGCUGAAGGGGAGAAUCACAUAAUUGUUAGUUGUCUGUUAGUGGCGCCAAAUGUUCCAAAACUUUCAACCCAUCCUUUAAAAAAACCACAUAAUACCUCAAACUGACAGAACCCAUAAUCCAUAACCCAUAACCCAAAUGGCUCUCUUCAGAGUCCCUUCUUCUUUCCCUUCUACUCUUCCUUCAGUAUUUCCGAAGAAACUCUUGUCAGUUUCUUCCUUUCCCAUUUCUUGUACUUCAAAAUCUACUCCAAAUCAACUAAAAAAUAAUGAUGAUAACAGUAAUACUGAUAAUCCCAAGGGAGCCAAGAGAUUGUCUGAGCAGUCUUCCUGGGAAGCCAAGGAUUCAGAAGGGAGAGAUUAUCUUUACAGGCUUGGCAAAGAAGCUGAUAACAUGAACAUAGCUGUUGGUGCUAGACCUGGUGUCAUCGAUGAUCUUUUUACUGGGAAUUUUCUUGGCAAAGACUCGGAUAUUGUGUUUGAUUACAGGCAGAAGGUGACGAGGUCGUUUGAGCAUCUACAAGGGGAUUAUUACAUUGCUCCUGCAUUCAUGGAUAAAGUCGUGUGCCAUGUCGUGAAGAACUACCUUGCUCAUCUUCUCAAUGUGAAAAUUCCAUUGAUUCUAGGUAUCUGGGGGGGAAAAGGUCAAGGAAAAUCAUUCCAAACUGAACUCAUUUUUCAGGCUAUGGGGAUUGAACCUGUAAUUAUGUCUGCUGGGGAACUAGAAUCUGAAAGGGCUGGAGAACCAGGAAAAUUGAUACGCGAACGCUAUAGAACAGCUUCCCAAGUGGUCCAGAACCAAGGGAAGAUGAGUUGUCUAAUGAUCAAUGACAUUGAUGCUGGCCUUGGUAGAUUUGGUAACACUCAAAUGACAGUCAACAAUCAGAUUGUUGUUGGAACCUUAAUGAAUUUGUCAGAUAAUCCAACCAGAGUUAGCAUUGGACAAGAUUGGCGAGAAUCAGAUGUAACAAAUAGAAUCCCUAUCAUUGUCACUGGGAAUGAUUUUUCUACCAUUUAUGCUCCCAUGAUUCGUGAUGGAAGGAUGGAAAAGUUUUACUGGCAGCCUACCCAGGAAGAUAUUGUGAACAUUGUUCACAGAAUGUAUGAGAAAGAUGGCAUAUCCAAGAUCGAGGUUGUAAAUAUUGUGGAUAAGUUUCCCAAUCAAGCCUUGGAUUUUUAUGGAGCUCUUAGGUCUCGAACAUAUGACAGGUCAAUUUCAAAGUGGAUUGAGGAUAUUGGAGGAGUUGAAAAACUUGGACACAAGCUGCUCAGACGAAGAAAGAAUGAAGAACUCCCUGUAUUUACUCCUCCACAGCAAACGAUAGAGGCUUUACUUGAAUCAGGAUAUUCUCUCCUCAGGGAGCAACAACUAAUAAUGGAGACUAAACUUUCUAAGGAGUACAUGAAGAACAUUGAUGACUGAGUACAAUACAAUGUGUUAAAUGUUGUAAACAUUGUUAAUAUGUGGUUUAGUUUCAUUCGUUUUUUUUUUUUCUUUUCUUUUUUUGUGUGUUUCUGGUAAUUGACAUGCGGAAUUACACUUUUCAAUUAAAAAAAAAAAAAAAGAGAUAUUCUAUGGAAUAACAAUAAUCUUGGCUCCCCAUUACCUCUCUUUCAAACAUGUCUUAAGAAUUACAAAGAUCACAAUUUUUGCCGCAAAUCAUGUGAUUGCAUCUUUAGCCUUUGUCAAUCAUCAUGCCUUUUAAUACCAGGGUCCAAUUUUAUCACCAUAAUUCCUAGAGUUGGUUCAAGCUAUGUCAUUACUAAAGCUUGACAGCUGAGUCUCUUUGGUGUGAUAAAUGAUUAUUGACUACAGAUACUGCUAAAGUUUGACUUCAUUCCAAGCCAGCUGAUAACCCCAAAAACUCAAAGGUAUCAUUAAAAUGAUGAUAAUUUCCUGAUCCAUGAAAAAAUAACAGAAGGAAUGGCGUGGCUUAAAAUGCUGAAGCUAGCUAGCUUAUCUCUGCUGAUCAAGGAAAGUGAAAAAGGCUAAAAGAAAAAAACGUGAUUCCAAGCUUCAAGGCUCAACGUGACAAGCUAAAGAACACAAAAACCAAAUGCGACACAAGAUCUCUACGACCACAAGAGGAAAUUGUGGGCUGAAGAAACCAACAAAUUUAGAAGAUAUAAAGAGGUUUUAUCAAUGUGACAGUACAUUGUUUGGGAGCCUUUGCUUAUCUUCAUUCUGUAAUGGUCCAUAUUUCGGAGAAUUGUUUUCAGUUCA